AUGUGUGCGAAUAAAUCUUCCGACAAAUGAUGCAUAUUUUGGGCUAUUAAUUUUUUUGGUGGAUGAAACCAAAAGGGUGAGCCAAAAUUAAAUUUGCCAUGAGCUGAGCAUCGAGGAUUAUGAGAUUCUGGUGAGGAAAUAAGCUGUUAUGAUAGUUUGAGGAUACUAUGAAAGAAAUUGACCAGAUUGAAGAUAAAACUAUGGUAA
Blepharisma stoltei is the source of this 207-nucleotide messenger RNA. The record is from the annotation of a GenBank genome assembly. NCBI's taxonomy places the organism in Eukaryota, Ciliophora, Heterotrichea, Heterotrichida, Blepharismidae.